Molecule: messenger RNA, 1854 nt
Organism: Aspergillus wentii DTO 134E9
Lineage: Eukaryota; Fungi; Ascomycota; Eurotiomycetes; Eurotiales; Aspergillaceae
Exons: 14
Coding region: 1-1854 (617 amino acids)
Source: RefSeq, a predicted model, not a curated record
AUGAGUGCUCAAGUCGCGCCGUACAAUGACUCUAUGCGCAUUGGCUCUGGGUUCAACUCGUACACCCAGCAGCUGCGCGUCAACGAUGCAGUUAUCAAGGAGAACAAAACCGCUGCGACCGACAAAGACCUCAAGCCGAAAUUGACGGGAAGUGCAGACACAAUCAGCCAGCAGGUCACCUUUACCUCCAAGUUUGUCGACCAUGCCAGUGAGGUUACGGAGGCGAUGAACAUCAGCGGUGCUCUCGAAAUCAAAUAUCAGGGAAUGGGCGCCAAAGCGUCAGGAGCCUACGUCGACUCGUCCAAAGUCAAAGACAGCGACAUCAACUACUUUGUCCAAGUCAAAGUCGUCAACCAGCAACUCAUCGCAGACGACGCCACCAAAUUCAACGUCAUCCCCAACAUCCCCGUCACCGACCAGCAGCGCUUCACCGACGUCUACGGCGACAGCUACGUCUCCGGCUUCCUCGAGGGAGGGGAAUUCAACGCUCUGCUUUCCGUCAAGGUGAAUGACAAGGAAAACACCACUGACAUCAAAGGCGCGCUGGCGGUGAGUCUGGAAAAGGCUGGGUUUGGCAUUUCCGGUGAGGCGGAAGGAGAGUACAAAAAGGCGAAUAUUGCGAAGAACUCAGAGACGACGAUUACUGUAUCCUGGACCGGGGGUGGCGAUAUUCGCGACGAGGAAGACAAGGGCAAAGGAUGGACGAUCGACAGCAUGGCCAAAGCUGCCUUUGGCUUUGCGGAUCGAGUCCGACACACUCCCCAGCGAACGCAUGCCAUCCUCACCAAAUACACGGCGUUGCGGUCCUACCAACUCCUCUCGAACAAGGGCAGUCCGCUCGACUAUGAGAAUGCCGGUGUCUACACCAAUUCCCUGCUAGAGCAUUAUCUCGACUACAAGGAUAUCUGGAAGAAUAUUGGGAUUAUGAGCACCGACUAUGGCCAGGGCAAGACCGACCUUACGGUCACCGUGAUUGCGGAGAAUACUGCAAGAGAUAUUGCAGAUAUGAAAAAGGAUUUCCGGAGCAUUCUGCCCAAAAUCGACGGUAAAGAACAGGAAUUAAAACAUAUUCCAGAAAAAGAAUAUGAUAAUUCGUUGGUUGGGCUGGAGAAAGCCCGGCGGGACUGUCGAUUGCAGAUGAUUCUGAUUGUCAAAGAGGUCGACGCAGUUGCAGAAGAUCCCAAGGUUGCCAUCGAUUUUGAUCGCGUCGGACAAUAUCUCAGUCCGGUGCUCUUUCGCCAACUUCUUCCGGACGUCGAACCUCGACCAACAGAAGAGGAGAUCGAUGAAGAAAGGGAAAGACUUGCGGCGGUGGAGGAUAAGAUGGAUGAGUUACAAGACGAGAUGAAAAGCCUUCGCGAGUCUGUAAAUUCUUCAAGCUCACUGUUUGACACUAAGACCUUUUAUUCACUCACGACAAAAGAAGACGGGCAUGUCUGGAAGAUAUCCCACACACGUAAUGAGCAACACGAAAAGUGUUACAGCUGGAAAUUCACUCAUAAAGGGGACGGUGAAUAUCAGAUUGUGUCUCAGGUAGAUGGCGUAUUAAUCGCAGGUGAAAGCGACGCAACAGCGAUCGGUAUAGGAAACCUUUCUGAUGUCACCGAAGAAAGCGACCCACGUACCCGGUGGUUGGUCAAGAAGAAUGGCAGUACUUUCACGAUCGAGAGUGCAUUCCACCCAGGCUAUGCGCUCAAGUAUGUCACUCACAAAAUUAUUCUUUCGCGGGAGUUGGCUGGGGAGUGGGAUAUAAGCCCAAUAGUGGCAGGAAAACAUGCACACGGAUCAAAUGGAACGGAGAACGGGACCAAUGGGGUAUCUUUUAAAGAGAUACAUGUGCCCUUUAUGAACUGA